Messenger RNA from Funneliformis mosseae, 1407 nucleotides. The record is from the annotation of a GenBank genome assembly. Lineage: Eukaryota; Fungi; Glomeromycota; Glomeromycetes; Glomerales; Glomeraceae.
AUGUCAGUAAAUAACCUCAACACCGUUCAUGAACAAGUCGACAUUGACGUUGACAUUGAUGAUUCCGCUCCUCACGAACAUGCUACACCGGAUUCAAUGGUCACCACCUCAAGUUACGGAGGUAUUGAUGAGCACAUUACACAAGAAACCGAGGCUUCCUUCAAAACGUCCAAGCGUGCAACCGGAAAGAAACGUCGCAGGUCUCCGGAUUUGGAACUUUUGGAAGAAAAUUUGGCGCAAGGUAUCACCACUUCAGAGACCUCGGAGCCUAACCCGAAAAAGAGGGUGCUGCCACCUCGUAAGGUUGGAACACUCGCAAGUGUACUCGCGGACGAAGUUGCAGCGGAUCAAGCUGCGAUGUUGGCGCCUGCUAUUUCAGGCGAAACCACGAUUUUGUUAACAUCCGAUGAAAGUCUCCUAGAGACUUGUGAUUUCGUUGAGGAUGAUGAGGUUGGUACAGACGAAGAUCUAAUUAAGGCUAGCAAUGAUGAUAAGGAAAUUCCUGUACCAUCAUUUAGGGUUGUUAAUGAGGAUAUUGGAAGUGGGUUACGGAGUAAAGCCCAAGAGGAAGAUAUAUCCGAUGUGUCAUAUGAAAAGCGCCAUCGCAAGCAUGAGCUUGCCGAAAAGAAGCUAAGGAAUCGUGAACGGGAGAAGUUGGCAUACGAAAGGUACCAACAGCAAUUGGCCGUCGAGAAAUUACGCAACACCGAUUCAAAAAGUCUAAUAUCAAUCGCUGCUCUGCGAAAUAAAGAUGCAACGAAUGAUGCGAGCAAGUUACAGAUAGCGCAUCAAAAGUUGUUAAAAGAAGCCGAGGACACAUUGGCCAUAUAUGAUUCAUUCGGAUUAGGUGGUAAAAAACGAAAGAUAGAUGCAUUAGUCAAUGAAGGAGAGGUCAAGGUGUCCGAGGAACCGGAUGCGAAAAAGACGCGACUUCGAGGUUCGAAAAGUACCGCCAGUUCAAAUUUGGAUGAUGUCGCAUCCAAACCUAAGGAAGAGACAACGCGAAUCACCCGAAGUCGAAAGAAGAAUGAUGAGCUUGCUUCAUCUGCGGUCACAAAAAAACUUGCCAAAGCGCCACUGAAAGGAAAGAAGGGUCAAAACAUCGCGCCUUCUUCAACUACAACGGCGUUAACGGUGAUCCAACCGCCCCCAACGGGCGAGCGUGUAACAAGUUUCGUCAGGCCAUAUACGGGUAUGGCAUCAGGUUCACGCAAGAGUUCACGAUCUGCUUUUGCAUUUGGUGAACGAGUUCCCAGCAGACAUAUGACCAAAAAAGAUUUCAUCUUGCCGGUUACAAUGUUUGGGGAAAUAAUGAAUCAACGCGAACAAUUAAGAACGCUGGAGGAGCAAGAACAACUUCGCCAAUCAGAAGAAUAUAAAAUGCCUUCUGAAGGUAGUGGUGCCUAA